Messenger RNA from Daucus carota subsp. sativus, 2524 nucleotides. RefSeq names its product heat shock protein 83. The transcript has 3 exons. The coding region runs from base 246 to 2348 and encodes 700 amino acids. Lineage: Eukaryota; Viridiplantae; Streptophyta; Magnoliopsida; Apiales; Apiaceae. The record is from RefSeq and is a predicted model, not a curated record. Gene Ontology annotation, biological process: protein folding; cellular response to heat; protein stabilization. Gene Ontology annotation, molecular function: ATP-dependent protein folding chaperone; ATP hydrolysis activity; ATP binding. Gene Ontology annotation, cellular component: protein-containing complex; plasma membrane; cytosol.
GUAUACAAUUUAAUAUAUUUGUUUCUUCAUAUACGCUAUAGAAAGAUCCAGAACGUCAGUCCUCCUAAAACGCUCACAGAACCUCCUAGAACCCAUCACACACUUCCAGUCUCUCACACCCAUCUCUCUCUAUAUAAACACACACAACAAAUCCCCCUUAACAUACAUAAUCAAACACAAACACAAUCUCUCAUUCUCUCUAGUUCUCUAAAAUCUCUCUUUGAAAACUCUCUUAGAAUAACGUGAUGGCCGACGUCGAGACAUUCGCAUUCCAGGCCGAGAUAAACCAGCUCUUGAGCCUCAUAAUCAACACUUUCUACAGCAACAAGGAGAUUUUCUUACGUGAACUCAUCAGCAAUUCGUCUGAUGCGUUGGAUAAGAUCCGCUUCGAAGCUCUCACUGAUAAGUCCAAGCUCGAUGCGCAGCCCGAGCUUUUCAUUCGGAUCGUGCCUGAUAAGGUUAAUAGGACGCUGUCGAUCAUUGAUAGCGGCGUUGGAAUGACGAAAGCAGAUUUGGUGAACAAUUUGGGAACGAUUGCAAGGUCAGGAACGAAAGAAUUCAUGGAGGCUUUGCAGGCAGGUGCGGAUGUGAGUAUGAUUGGUCAGUUUGGUGUGGGAUUUUACUCUGCUUAUCUUGUUGCGGAGAAAGUGAUUGUGACUACUAAGCACAAUGAUGAUGAGCAAUAUGUUUGGGAGUCGCAAGCUGGUGGUUCGUUUACGGUAACAAGGGAUGUGGAUGGAGAACAGCUUGGUAGGGGUACUAAGAUCACCCUCUUCCUUAAGGAAGACCAGUUGGAGUAUCUAGAGGAGAGACGGAUCAAGGACCUCAUCAAGAAACACUCGGAGUUUAUUAGCUACCCAAUUUAUCUCUGGGUGGAGAAGACAAUUGAGAAAGAGAUCAGCGAUGAUGAAGAUGAAGACAAGAAGGAGAAGGAAGGCGAUGUGGAAGAAAUUGAUGAGGAAAAAGAGAAAGAAAAGAGUGAGCCUAAAAAGAAGAAAAUUAAGGAGGUCACUCAUGAGUGGGACUUGACUAACAAGCAGAAGCCUAUCUGGUUGCGCAAGCCUGAGGAGAUUACUAAGGAUGAAUAUGCUGCUUUCUACAAAAGUUUGACAAAUGAUUGGGAGGAACAUCUUGCUGUGAAGCACUUCUCUGUUGAGGGGCAGCUUGAGUUCAAGGCCGUUCUGUUUGUGCCCAAGAGGGCUCCGUUUGAUCUGUUUGAUACGCGCAAGAAAAUGAACAACAUCAAGCUUUAUGUUCGCAGGGUUUUUAUCAUGGACAAUUGUGAGGAGUUGAUUCCUGAGUACCUGGGUUUUGUCAAGGGUGUUGUUGACUCUGAUGAUUUGCCUCUCAAUAUCUCUCGUGAAAUGUUACAGCAGAACAAAAUACUUAAAGUUAUCAGAAAGAAUCUUGUGAAGAAGUGCAUUGAACUGUUCAAUGAGAUAGCUGAAAACAAGGAUGACUAUGCCAAGUUCUAUGAAGCUUUUUCAAAGAACUUGAAGUUGGGAGUCCACGAGGACAGUCAGAACCGUGCAAAGUUGGCAGACUUGCUAAGGUACCAUUCGACCAAGAGCGGUGAGGAGCUGACUAGUCUGAAGGAUUAUGUUACAAGGAUGAAGGAAGGUCAGAAGGAUAUAUUCUACAUAACAGGGGAGAGCAAAAAGGCAGUUGAGAAUUCUCCAUUCCUGGAGAGGCUGAAGAAGAGGGGCUAUGAGGUUCUCUUCAUGGUGGAUGCAAUUGAUGAGUAUGCUGUUGGACAACUUAAGGAGUAUGACGGCAAGAAGCUGGUUUCUGCGACAAAGGAGGGCUUGAAACUUGAUGAUGAGACUGAAGAAGAGAAGCAGAAAAAGGAAGAGAAGAAGAAGUCCUUUGAAAAUCUGUGCAAGGUGAUGAAGGAAAUCCUUGGCGACAAAGUAGAAAAGGUGGUUGUUUCAGACAGAAUUGUGGACUCCCCUUGCUGUUUGGUGACUGGAGAGUAUGGAUGGACUGCCAACAUGGAAAGGAUCAUGAAGGCUCAAGCUCUCAGGGAUAGCAGCAUGGGUUCUUACAUGUCUAGCAAGAAGACAAUGGAGAUCAACCCUGACAAUGGAAUCAUGGAGGAGCUGAGGAAGAGGGCCGAGGCUGAUAAGAAUGACAAAUCAGUGAAGGAUCUGGUGAUGCUGCUCUUUGAGACUGCUUUGUUAACUUCUGGAUUCAGUCUUGAUGAUCCCAAUGUCUUUGCUGCAAGAAUCCACAGAAUGCUGAAACUUGGGCUGAGCAUCGAGGAGGACGAGGAAGCUGGAGAGGAUGUGGAUAUGCCUGCACUGGAGGAAGUUGAAACCGAGGAGAGCAAGAUGGAGGAGGUGGACUGAGGAUCUUGGUUUUAUCAUAUGGUUUAUGAGUACUUAGUUAUAAUUAAGGAGUUUUUAAACUGUUUCCUGUUUGCUGUUGAAAACUUUGUUAGAGUUAUAAGAUGCAUGGUCUGUGACUAUUUAAUUCCUGUGCAUGUUAAGACUUGAGGGUUUACUCUAUGAAUGGUUUUCCAGAA